This is a messenger RNA of Pestalotiopsis fici W106-1, 645 nucleotides long. Its product is annotated as Ras-like protein. Gene Ontology annotation, cellular component: plasma membrane. The coding region runs from base 1 to 645 and encodes 214 amino acids. The transcript has 4 exons. NCBI's taxonomy places the organism in Eukaryota, Fungi, Ascomycota, Sordariomycetes, Amphisphaeriales, Sporocadaceae. Gene Ontology annotation, biological process: signal transduction. Gene Ontology annotation, molecular function: GDP binding; GTP binding; GTPase activity. The record is from RefSeq and is a predicted model, not a curated record.
AUGGCCUCCAAGUUCCUAAGAGAAUACAAGCUGGUCGUCGUCGGCGGCGGUGGUGUCGGUAAAUCUUGUUUGACUAUCCAGCUCAUCCAAAGCCAUUUCGUAGACGAAUAUGAUCCCACCAUUGAAGAUUCAUACCGCAAGCAGUGUGUCAUUGACGAAGAGGUCGCUCUGCUCGAUGUCCUCGAUACCGCUGGUCAGGAGGAGUACUCGGCUAUGCGAGAGCAAUACAUGCGCACUGGAGAGGGUUUCCUGCUGGCCUAUUCCAUCACUAGCCGACAGAGUUUCGAGGAAAUCACCACAUUCCAGCAGCAAAUUCUCCGCGUAAAGGACAAGGACUACUUCCCCAUGGUCGUUGUGGGCAACAAGUGCGAUCUGGAGAGUGAGCGCGAGGUCUCAAGACAAGAGGGUGAGGCUUUGGCCAAGUCUUUCGGCUGCAAGUUCAUCGAGACUUCCGCCAAGUCGCGCAUCAAUGUCGACAAGGCCUUUUAUGACAUCGUCCGCGAAAUCCGUCGUUACAACCGCGAGAUGCAGGGCUACUCGACUGGCAGUGGCGGCAACGGUGGUGGCAACGGCCCCUCUGGCAAGAUGGAGAUGAGCGAGGGCGAGUCGGAAGCCGGCUGCUGCUCCAAGUGCAUCAUCAUGUAA